This is a messenger RNA of Kalmanozyma brasiliensis GHG001, 2010 nucleotides long. Its product is annotated as Molybdopterin binding domain protein. The record is from RefSeq and is a predicted model, not a curated record. Gene Ontology annotation, cellular component: cytosol; cytoplasm. Gene Ontology annotation, molecular function: molybdopterin molybdotransferase activity. Lineage: Eukaryota; Fungi; Basidiomycota; Ustilaginomycetes; Ustilaginales. Gene Ontology annotation, biological process: molybdenum incorporation into molybdenum-molybdopterin complex; Mo-molybdopterin cofactor biosynthetic process. The transcript has a single exon. Bases 1 to 2010 code for a protein of 669 amino acids.
AUGGUUUCGUAUCGGGUGGGCAUCCUCACCGUCUCGGACACUGCCUCGUCCGAUCCCUCAUUGGACCGCUCCGGACCCAUCCUCUCCACUCUCCUCACCGAAGCUGGCUUCACCGACAUCACCCGCGAUGUCUGCCACGACGACCUGCUUUCCAUCCGCUCGACAGUACAAGGGAUGAUCGAUCGAUCCCAUUUCGACCUGGUCAUCACCACCGGCGGCACGGGGUUCGGUCUCCGAGACGUAACGCCUGAAGCCCUAACGCCACUGAUCAGACGCCAAACACCAGCGCUCACGCACGCACUGACCGCAUUCUCCCUGACCAAAACGCCGCUCGCCGCUCUCUCCCGCGGUGUCACUGGGAUUCGAAAACGCGAGCACGGAGCAGGAGAGUCGCUCAUCGUCGCGCUACCGGGGAGCCCGAAGGCUGUGAAGGAGUGCAUGGAGGUGCUUCUCGGCGGGGGGUUGCUAGGGCACGCAUUGGAGCUACUCAGCGGCGGGUCCGGGGAGAGGAAACACAAAGAGAUGCAAGGCAGUCUACACAGAGCUACCGCUGGGACGGUGGAUACUGCGACCGAUACCGGCUGUGCUCAUCACCACCACCACGGGAAAGGGCUGCACGCCCACUCGGCACCCAAACCACGCACGACCCCCGCCGAACACUCCGAGUUUCGCACCAUCGACCCCACGUCCGGGCCGAGUCUACGCCACCGUUCGUCGCCCUAUCCGCUGCUUAUGCUGGAACAGGCGCUCUCGCUGAUCGCAGAGCACACGCCCGCACCCACCCACACAGUGACGCUGCCUGUGGGUACGGAGCUGGUUGGUCACGUGCUGGCGGAAGACGUGUGUGCCACUACCGACCUGCCCCCGGGACCCACGACCAAUGUCGAUGGAUAUGCGGUCAAUGCUGCCGCCACGCCAGCGGGAGAGUAUGACGUGGUGACGCUGCCCACUGUCCAAAGGCGUGGCUUGCAACCAGGUGAAAUCAUGCGUAUCAACACGGGUCAAGGCCUGCCUGCUGGGACGGACGCAGUGGUCAUGGUUGAAGAUACCGAGCUGGUCUCCGAGGCGAAUGGUGAAGAGUUCCGGGUGGCGGUGCUUGCCCAGGUGGAUGUGGGGGAGAACGUUCGGGCCAAAGCAAGCGAUGUCCAGGCUGGGCAGGUGGUGCUUCGCAAGGGAACAACGAUCAGCGCGUUGGGUGGGGAGAUUGGUACGCUCGCCUUCCUCGGUCGCUCCUCUGUAACAGUAUACCGCAAGCCAAAAGUGGCGAUCCUGAGCACGGGGAACGAGCUCAUCGACCCCACCUCUUCACCUUCCCCAGCGGGGGCAGAAUGGGGAUUCACGGUAUUUGACGCAAACCGACCUUCCCUUCGCGCAGCCAUCACCGGUCUUGGUUUCGACGUACUCGAUCUGGGCAUUGUCACCGAUCACAUUCCCACCACCCUCACCGCCCUCCGCCGCGGGCUCUCGGAAGCAGACAUCGUCCUCACCACAGGUGGAACGUCCAUGGGCGAAUCGGACCUGCUCAAGCCACUCAUCGAGCGCUCCCUGUCUGGCAAGAUCCACUUUGGCCGCGUAGCCAUGAAGCCGGGCAAACCGACCACGUUCGCCACCAUCGGCGAUGACAAGGUCGUCUUCGCUCUGCCGGGGAAUCCAGCGUCCGCACUGGUGACAUUCUACGUCUUCGUCCUGCCGUGCCUGCGCAAGUGGGCCGGCUACGCGCCAACACGCACGGCGGAGGGCGAGUCGCAGUGGAACCUGCCCAAAGUGGAGGUGGUGUUAGGAGGCGAGAUGCGCUUGGAUCCCAGACCGGAGUUUCACAGAGUUGUGGUGAGGAGUGAAGGGGACAAGGGUCUGGUGGCGUACAGUACGGGCAGUCAGAGGAGUAGUGGGAUGCAUAGCAUGGCCAGUGCCAAUGCGCUGAUCGCGCUACCGGCGUUGUCGGCCCCGGGAAUGAGGGUGUUGGGCGUGGGGAGCAGGGCGGAGGCCAUCUUGCUCGGUCCUGUCAUUUGA